UGGUGCCACAAUAAAGAGCAGGACCCGGUACGGUGUUCAGUUUCUGACAUACUGACCUUCCUGCAAGAAUUACUAAACAAGGGAUGCUCUCUGUCUACCUUAAAAGUAUAUGUGGCUGCUAUAUCCUGUUGGCAUGUGGGGUUUAAUGGCUGUUCAGUGGGCYGGGACAAAGACAUUAGGCGCCUGCAUCCACCAAGCCRGYCYGUGGCACCAGCUUGGGACCUUUCAUUGGUGCUUGAGGCCCUCAGGUCRCCCCCAUUUGAACCUCUAAUGGCGGUGGACCUCAAAUGGCUUUCAUUAAAGACAGCCUUCCUCUUGGCUAUGGCUUCUGCAAAACGCUUGGGCGAAUUGCAGGCUCUAUCUGUAGCCGAGCCACGCUGUCGGUGGAGCUCUGACGGCUCAGGUGUGACACUGUGGCCUGAUGUCUCUUUUGUCCCUAAGGUGGCAUCAGCGACAGGCGGUACACAGCCGCUUCAGCUCGCCCGUUUUAACUCUGGGACCCCCUCGGAGCCUCUGUGCCUCGUUCGUGCUCUGGUGGCGUAUGUCAGAUCCACAGCACCUUUCCGAAAGACAAAUAACCUUUUUGUCUGUUAUGCAGACCCUCGGAAAGGGCAGGCCCUUUCUAAGCAGCGACUCUCGCACUGGGUCGUGGGGCUAAU
This is a messenger RNA of Austrofundulus limnaeus, 659 nucleotides long. RefSeq lists its product as uncharacterized. Lineage: Eukaryota; Metazoa; Chordata; Actinopteri; Cyprinodontiformes; Rivulidae. The record is from RefSeq and is a predicted model, not a curated record.